CAAUUCAAUUGGAUUCGGAAUUCGGAAUCAGAAAUUGAACGGGUGGUUGAUUGAAAACCGUCUAAAGUUGAGUGGAUUUUAUUUAAAAAAUCAGUUUAAUCUUAAUAGUGGAUUUAAAUUUGCCCUAGUAAAAAAGAAACUUUGUUUAGUAGUUAAUAUAAAAAAAUAUUUAGGUAUAGAAAAAAUACUGUGAUUGUCGAUUGGGCAGCUUUCACAAAACCUUUUCUAUUGGAUUGUUUUAUGGGAAAAAUCGUCGAAGCAUAGCAAAGGGAUUUGUUAUCAAUUCGUACACGAGGUUUAGAUGUUUACCUUUCUCGGUAACGAAAGUGUUCUAUGUUUUCGCUCCGAUAUUACGUCGAAUCGAUAUUGUAGUUGGAACACAUUUUCGUCAAAUGAUAGUGCAUAUUUUGUGAAUCUAAUGACAAAUGAAAUUGUAAUGGGUUCUACUUGCUGAUAAAUGCGGUUCUGUUUCGACUGUUUUAAUAUAAUUAGGUAGAAAAAAUGGGGAAGUUCUCUGGAAAGAAGUGUCGACUAUUGUCGAUGUUAUGGCUGACGGGGACAUUCUUUUUUGUGGAACUAAUUGUUGGCUAUGUGACAAACUCCAUGGCGUUGGUUGCUGACUCCUUUCACAUGUUGAGUGAUGUUGCUGCUCUCGUGAUAGCGUUCUUAUCUGUAAAGAUGUCACCAAAGAAAUGGUCCAAGAACACAUUCGGUUGGGCUCGCGCGGAAGUCUUGGGAGCCCUCGUCAACGCCGUGUUCCUGGUGGCACUGUGCUUCAGCAUAACGGUGGAGGCUGUGCAGCGGUUCAUCAAACUGGAGAUCAUUCACAACGCGCAGCUUUUGGUCGCCGUGGGCACUCUCGGGCUGAUACUGAACAUUGUUGGCCUGUUCUUGUUUCAUGAGCAUGGCAGCAGUCACGGCCACACCCACGGCGGAGUACCUCCGCCGGCCAACGUGCGACAUCUCACAGAGCUGGUUAACAGCAAUGCUGACAUGGCGUUGGGCCACGCGCCCACCGACACGGAGGAGACCGACGAAAUGGUGCCGCCCAAGAUAGACCAGAUACCCAGCAAGCAGGCCCCGCGAGCGAACUCCGACCCUGGACAUUUGAACAUGAAGGGCGUGUUCCUUCACGUCCUAUCUGAUGCUUUGGGUUCACUAAUAGUGGUGUGUUCAGCGCUAGUCGUCUGGCUGACGGACUGGGAGUACAAAUACUACAUCGACCCGGCGCUCAGUAUAGUUCUAGUCAUCCUUAUCCUCGCGUCAGUGUGGCCGCUGCUGAGAGAGUCCGCGCUCAUCCUGUUGCAGACUGUUCCUACGCACAUACAGGUGGAUGCGAUUCAGAGACGUCUCCUAGAGAAGGUGGACGGAGUUCUAGCAGUACACGAGUUCCAUGUUUGGCAGCUGGCCGGAGACAGGAUCAUAGCUAGCGCACAUAUAAGGUGUAGAAACCUAUCAGAGUAUAUGAAGAUAGCGGAGAAAGUGAAGGAGUUCUUCCACAACGAAGGCAUUCACUCGACAACUAUACAGCCAGAGUUUGUGGAGCUACCUGUAGAUGGAAAUGAGCGGUUGUUCACGCAGAUACUGAGCGGCGCGUCGGCGGAGGCGCCGUGCGCGCUGCACUGUCCGCCCAACGACCUGUGCCACAACGCGACGUGCUGCGGGCCCAACCAACAGAAGCAAAGCACGCCUUCGCCCACCGUGACCCCGUACAUGUGUCGGCAGAGGAACAUGGGGUCGCGGACGGAGUCCAUGCAUUCUAACCUGAACGCGGGCAAUCAAGGCAACCCCACCAUGAGAAACUUGGACGCAUUGGAGUGCGGAUCACUCCUGCCUUCACCGAUGCUGGACUCUCGAUUGGCCGUGUGACAGUCGGCCGCUUAGCUUACUGCAGCUGUGAGACCUAUAGCACGUCCAUCGCACCUCGUCAUUACAAUAUAACAUACAGGUACCAACUUCAACGGACGGAUAUUUCAAUUUAUAUGUAUUAUACUAAUUUAUAAUACAUUUUUUUGUUUUGCAUUUGAAACGAUUCGUUUAAAGUAGCAUUUCGUCAUUUAAAUAUCUUAUUUAAAUUUUUGUUUUGUUUUGCUAACAUUUUCUGAAUCUGCUAAAAGGGGAAAAAAUAGAAAAAAGAAUACAGAAUAUAUUUAUUUAUAGACCCUUAUUUAAGGUUUUAAAAAGAGAUUACAAUGUCUAUAAAGUUGGCAAUUUUUUAUUACUUGCACAAAAUAUUUGCAGCAAUUAUAAAGGGUUUUUAAACAGUCCUUUACUAUAUUUUCACUGGAAUAUUGACUUGGGAUGGACUAAACUCUUAUUUCGAUUGAUGAUGAUUCAAUUCGAUGGACGAAACAGUUCAAAAUUUGAUUUAAAUUUUAUUUGUAAUACAUUGAAUUAAAUACGCACUUUGAUGACGUCAUUUUCGUUCCUUUUAUUAAUUUUCGGGGUAUAGAAAGGGAUUCCAAUUAUGUGCUAUUUAAUUUCGCCGUUUUAUGACUAUGAUUUAGAUCAUAAUAAAAAGCACAAGUUACCAUAAAAUGUGCUUUUUAAAGAAUUUCGCAUUCGCCUUUCUAGAAUUUUCGUCCAGUUAAGGAGUAUUGAGAACUUAUCCAAAGGAUUUUUGAUUUUCACAAAAACUACGUUACGUAGGAUAUUUCUAUAGUAGGUAGGAGAUAGGAAGGAUAUUCAAAUUUUUUGGUUAAAAUUAUUUAAUUUAUGAAAUAGUAUUAACUGAAUACAUAUAAAUGUAUGUAUUCACAUCAUCAUAUGCGAUGACUAAAUUUAUUAAUUAAUUUUAUAUUAAUCACGCGAUUGUCGUGUUUUCUUUUGGAUAAUUUAACUUUUUUCUUUGGUAAAGUUAUUGGAUAUUUCAUAGGAUUGUUAAUUAAAUACUAUAGAGAUAAAUAUGUUAAAUGAUAUACCGUUUGAAUUAGUAUAAUCUAUUGGUAAAACAAUGUGUUCUUAGGUAAAUAAGCAUUUCACAAGUAAUAUAAUAUAUAGGUAUACGUAUAAGAUAGUAUACCAAAACAAAAAUAUUGUUAUCAUUGUAUUAUGCUGAACAAACACGUUUUAAAAUAUAAAAUAAAAACAAAACUGAUUUUCCUAUUUAUAAACUGGGUCGUCAAAUGACAUUUUGUGGAUCAGGGAGCCCGUUGACGAUCAAAGUUUUCAUAUUAUCAGCCGUGUUUGUCAAACAAUUUGUUCGUCGAAGGGUUUGUCAAACAUUGGUUAAUGAAAAAGUAAAGUUUGUGAAGCAUGUUUGACUAACUAAACAUCUUUGAUUGUCAACUUCGUUCCCUUGGUUAUUUUAUUAUAAAUUCGAUUGACUUUUCUUCUUUACAACAAGGAACUAGUACUCGUAUGUUGAUUGCAAUUUGUUUUUUGUAAUUAUUCUAUAGUUUUCCAUUGACAUGUACAUGUAUGUUUUGUUAAUACGCACACGCAUUGCGUGUAAAAAUAACGCACGUAAGCGUGUGAGUUUUGAUACACGUAAAACGAUUACGGUCAGUUAUAUGUAAAUUAUUUUUACGUUGCAUUCGAACAUUUUUACAUACCAAGUUCUUGGUUUAGUGUUUUUUAAUAAGGCAUGAGUCUUAAGUAGUAAAAAUUUGAGUGUCAAGUAAAAAUAAUUUAGAUAUAAAUUGAUCAUUAUACUAUUAUUAGUGAUAGAGAAGCAAUAAGUCUAUAUUUAAUUAUAGCUUGACCAGAAAAAUAAAACACUCAUUCGCAGCUCAGAAGGUUAAAGAAUAAUAGGGAUGAUGACAGUUUUUUAAAUUGUUUAUAAAUUAAGAGAAUGCUAAUAGUAAAGCAAUUUUGUAAAUGUAACAGGGUAUCUGCGAUCAUUACUUUCGGAGCUACAGGGAUUUAAAGGGUCAGAUUUGUGGCGCUGCCCCAUACAAAAUGGUACGAUCUUAUGACGUCGUAGGCAAUUAAUGAUCGUUAGAUUUGUAUGGGCGUUUAAACAAAAUUACUAAUAUCUUUGUUAUUUCUGUGUUUAUGUUUAUAUUUCAAAUAUUAAAAAAUGACACAUUUAAUGAAGCUAAAAAUGUAUGAAUUUUCAUCUAAUUACGAUAAAAUAUUUUUAAUAGAUUUUGAAAUUUUAUAAUCUCAUUUAUUUUGCAAAUAUCCAGUCAAUCUUUGCUUUUUAUGUAUAAAUUAGUUAACAUUGACCUUAUUUACCCGAAUGUAUCAUUAAAAUCAAUAUAUUCACACCUAGUCAUCAUCCCCAUUGUGGCGCCGCCAAUCCAAGUCUUAUAUUUCUGGUCAGACAAUAAUUGCAAAAAUGUUAAAACUAUGCGAACCAAUUGGCGUUUUUGGCUUUCAGAAGCUACUUUGAAAUUGAUCCAACGCGUCUGCGUAUGAUUGAGUUUCUAUGGGUUUUGUUACUAUAGCUAGCGUAGAAUUAAACAAUUUAGAAGUGACAGUUGAAAAGUCGUUUUCAAAUCCGUCGUGCGUAUUGUACGCAAAUGCGUAAUGACAUGUCUAUAUUGUAACUUUAAUGUGUCUACAAGACACACGUGUCAGGGUUAAUAGUUAAUAAGCGAUAUACUAUAAACGAUUAGGCAUGUAUGUAUGCAACAAUCGCUUUCAUCUUUUCCCUCUUUGUCUAUACCUAAUCCUUUAUAAUAUCACGCAUAGAUCCUUAAAAAAUCACUCAAUUUUUUUUCGAUUAUUUAAAAUAUAGGUAUGAAUGAAUUUCAUUUAUAUUCACGCAUUCGUAUUCUUUUGUAUUCGAAGUAAGAUUUAUUUAGCAGCUUUUCAAUAUUCAUUGCGUCCACAUAAAAUUUUCGCUAAACUAUUGCGAGACUAUUCGCAUUUAAUUCGCUUCUUUUGGAUAAAGUUGACUUUAUUUAUUUAAAUAAAUAAUUCUUUAUCCAAUGGCGUCUAUAACACUUCAAUACAGUAACUCUAAAUGCCUUAUAACAAAAUAAAUGGAUAGUCCGAAAGUACAAUUAUUUGUUUUAUAGAGACAGUGAACGAUUUUAACCACCAUCGCAAUUUUAGGUUAGUUUAUUAAUAAGCAUUUAAAUAAUUUAUUAAGAGUAUAAUUUAUCUUCUGUAGAGGCAUUUUUAGUGUAAGGCCUUUCUUAUAAAGCUGUGCGGUAACCAAAAUAAUCUAUGGAAAUAUUAUAAAUGUAAAUUAAAUGAAUUUUUAGCACACAUUCGUAGCUCAAAUAACCGUUCGCAUCCUAAGCGCACAUUUUGAGUCGAAAUUCUUUGUCUUUCAACCUGAAGUGAUUUUCAUGUAUUAUUGGACGAUGUUUUUAUUUAUUUUAUUUUAUUAGUAUUAUUUAAAUGAUAAACAAAUGGCACAUUAUAAAUGAAUAAAGCCAGACAUAAGUUGUCACAAAUAAAUUUUAUUCGAUUUUAAAUCUCAAUCCAUGUUCAUAAACAUAAAUAUGAACAUUACGACAAUUUUUUAAGACUUAUAUUUGGCCUGUGGAUUUGUUUGUUUGUUUUCAUGUUUAUUAAGCUUGUUGGUAACAGAAAAAAAUAAUUAAAAACAAAUUCUUUUUGAUACUUUACCGCUAUGGUACUCCGUCGAACUUUUGAGCAAGAAGAGUGAUAUUUUUUUUCUGCUAGAAACAUACUUUUAUUAAUCCAAUGUUUGUAUUGGCCAGUGGGCAUUCCCCAAAUUCACAAUAAGUACAGUUUUAAAAAAAAAAUCUGUCUGUAAUGACAACUUUUAGUGACCUUCUUUUUAUGCCCUAAAAAGUGCGCGAGAAUUUUUCAGUUUUGCACUCUAAACUAAUUAUUUCAUGCUAUUUCCACCCAGUCUACUUGUAUCUGUUCUGUAAAAGUCCUGCUUUCUAUAAACAUUCUUACGUAUCCCUUUUCACAAAACUUCCUCUUUAAAUGUGAUCAUGAAAUACGAUCUACCUUUACAGUCAAAGCAAUAAUUAAGCAUUAAAUUAGAUAAUUAAUAUCUGGGUUAAGUGAACUUUUAAAUAUUAAAAUUUUCUUUUAACAACAUAGAUAUAAAAUAUAGUACGUUAAUUAACUUAUAGUAUCAUUAUUAUUAAAUAGUUUUCUAUACGGAUUAUUUAAUCUAUAUGCUACUUUUUAAGAAAACGAGACAGGAAAGUGUAUAUUAAUUAGUAGAUAUACUUCGUUCAAAUCAUAGACGUAAUGAUAACAAUUUACAAUAUUUAAUAAAGAUCGCGACAUAUUUAUAACACAUUAAGUUAUGUUCUAUUACUCGAAUAUCCAAUCGGGUGUUUAAAGUGUGAUUCUGACUUAGGUAAGGUGUUAUAAGCAAGCCGGGGUCUUUAUCUGUAAAUGUUGAGUUUAACUAAGGCUAUAUCAGACUUUAAGGAAAGGUAAUAAGGCCUGUGGAUAGCGGAAACAACCACAAGUGCCUUUUUUUAGUUAAACAAUGCUGCUUGUAUUCCAAACUGUAACUACAAGCUUCAUAUUGUAUUCCUGGUUUCUGUAUUCGUGAAUUUUGUAUGAGAUGUAGUUAAAUUUAGUAAUCAAAAUAAUUAUUUCGUAACAAUGUUUCAUAACUCGCCAAUAUGAGUCUCGAGUUCGUCUCAGCCUCUCUGUCUAACAUAGAUAUAUAUUUAAAUAUAUAUCUAUGUUAGACAGAUGUAGAUUUGAAUUAGAAACUUAAACUGUUGAGUUAAAAAAAACAUCAUUACAGCAAAAUAGCACUAUAAUUUUUUGAGUAAAACUCAGUGAGUCAGGCGAAAAUUUUAGAUAACCCUUAUAUGCAAGACCAAUUAAAUCAUUAUGUUUUGCGGUCAUGUUGCGUUUUACCACAUGUUAGUAUGUAGUGUUAGUUUUUUUAUAAAUUCCUCAAGAAGCCAGCCGAUGAAUCUUUAGAUAGGUUUUAAUGAUGACACCAAAAAUAGUGUGCAUAUUUAGACGUUUGAAAAAGAUCAUCAUUAUUUAUACUGAUACCAGAGUUCACAGAUAUGUAUAUUGUAUAAUAUGCGCCAAAUAUCUAGUCCGUGCUGAAGUUGCAAUACGAAGAACACCGCUUAGAUAUGUCUUUGAACACUGCGUAAUAAUACUCCUCGUGUUCAGAGCGGACUAGUUUUUUGACACAUAAUAUACCGUCUUUAUAACACAGAGUUACUUCAUAGCGUAUUUUGUUAAUAGUAAUAUCAGGUACUAGUGUAAAUUUUCAAGUCAAACAUGAUAUUGAAGUAUCAUCAUCAUCAACUACCCAUUUGGCUCACUUCUGAGCACGAGUAUCCUCUCAGAAUGAGAGGGGUUCGAAAUCGAGCGAUUGCCCAAUUUGGAUUGGCAUACUGCACACACGUAAUUAAGAAAAUUCUCAAGUAGUUAUGCAGGUUUCCUCACAAUGUUUUUCCUACACCGUUUGAGACACGUGAUAUUUUAUUUUUUAAAUGCUAUAUGCAUUUGUGGCUAAAAACCGAACCCACGCCUUUCAAAUCGAAGGCAGAUGUCAUAUCCACUGGACUAAAACAGCUUCAAAUCAAAAUGUUAAUUAGAAAGAAAAAUUAAAACGGUGAACGUUAUUUAUCUUGAAAAUGUACACUUGUGUCACUAAACGACUUUUUCAUUAAACUUUAAAGAAAUUGUGAUGAUUAUUCCUAGUUGUAAGUAGUUGCCAGGUAAGUAAAAAUUUAGGAAUGCGCGGGUAUCUUUGCAAUAUUGCAUAAGAUAAAGGGUUGCCACGCUAUUUUCUUUUUGUGGCAAAAAUAUGUCAACAACAUAUAAUAGAUAUGGUAUCAUAUUUAUAGUUGAUUAAACAAAAAAAAAAUAGUGAUAGAUAUUUGAAAAGCGAAAAUCUUGACAUUUUGAACAAGUCAAAACGUGGCAACCCCUUAUUUAAAAAUCCAUAACUAGCUUAAAUGAACAUUUUUAUAUUUUAUAUACAUUUUGUGUUAUAUGCAUAAAGCUGAGUGUAUGAAAUCAACAUAAUAAAUGAGGCUUUCAAAUUGAAAUAUUAAUAUAUUGUUUUAUAUUAAAAUAUCACUAUAACAGUAAAACUUGGAUGCAAAUUUUCAAUACACACUAAUAACCAGUGUUAACAGAAAAACAUAAUAAAGUCGGCCGCUCAGAAAUUGCGUUUCUGACUGGUCUUGAUCGAAUAGCCCAUGAAACCUCGAACUGCAAGGUUGAACUGCGCUGUAUCAAGGUUAUGCCAAUUGUUUGUCUUUGUAGUAAUGAGACAAAAAACGAGGCAAUUUAAUUAAGUACCUGUCAGAAACGCAAUCUCUGAGCGGCCGGAUAUUAACACCAAAGUUCUGUUUUAAGAGACUAAUAUGCUUUAGAUUAACGUGUAUUCAUCGAUGCUAGUGUAGUAUCCUAUUCAUAUGUGUUUCUGUGAUAUUGUCUUACAGAAUAUUAUAUAACGCAUUUUAAUCUGUACAUGAAAAAUUUCGAACAUCAUUGACUACAUUGUCUUGCCGAAAUUUCCAUCCAAAUUUUGAUUCAAAAUAAAUUUAAUACUUAGCAUUUUUAUUUUAGUGUUAAAUGUUAUUUAUUAGUGUAAUGAUAAAAUUUAAUUUUUAAAAAAUAUGUUAAUUGUUACUAAAAUUCAUAUGUACUGCUUUUGAUGAUUGCUUAUAGGAGUCCCAUGUUAUGUAACAUUUUAUAUUGGUUUCUUCAACUCAACUUCUUGGACGAGAUAAUUGCGACGGUAUUCUCGCCAACAUUCUACACAAACUCCAUCAGGUGGCGAUAUUGUUGCGAUUAUUCGCUGGCGGAAUUAUCGUUGGAGCGUGAAGAUUAUCAGACGACGCUAGGAUAGACUCGUCUUCUCGUAUUCUUACAUUUUCCGAAAAAGGUUUAGGUUCCCUGGAAAAAAUUGCUAUAUAGCGAUAAGGCCACCUUUUAUAUCGUCCUUGUAUCGUUUGUGCUUUUAAAAUAAUGUAAAUAAAGAAUUUUCUCUUCCAUGGAGACAAAGGUCUUACCUUAGUUUGAAUGCUGUUUAUCAAAUUGUACACAAUAAUAUUUGUAUUUUAUUAUCAUAUAAAAUUUGAAAUAAUGGCGUUACACUACCAUUGCCCAUAAGUCAAGUAUAUAAAAAUGUCAUGUCAUCAAAUAUAAAAAAAACUUACAUAUUAUUUCCAUUUACGAUGGUGAAGCAAACAUAAAAUGUUACACAAUUUGGACUUUUUAUUGCAAUAUUUGAUGUGAUAUAUGAAGCAGCCAUCCAGUUAAAUUAGCUAGAUUAAUGGACGCCAUUCAUUAAACGCUGGUAUCCAAUGCAAAGCCGAUAGUUAAUUGAACUGUGCUGCGACAUAUACAUAUAGAUUUCGCGCAACUAAUUGGCCAAGUCUUAGAUAUAUACGUAGGAUAAAAGGAAGCGUGGGCCUAACGCCAAACACACAAACAACCAACACUGUGUUACAGUGUCCGUAUUUAUACGCCAACUGCACACGGUCAUAUAUACCAAGAUUCACGCUUAGAGGCCGUACAGACUACUUUAGUAUUUUAGUCGAGUAUGAACACUUGGAUUUACCACCUAAAAAUUGUUCGUACUCGACUAAAAUGCUAAAGUAGUCCGAACUAGGCCCUAAAGGAAGUCGAUAGUGAUAAAGUAUCGAAAUAUGGUUAUAGUUUUGAUAUUUUUUCACUGCUAACAUAAUCGUACCUAAACGCGCUUUGGAAAAAUCGUAGGCAUUGCAUAUAAGUCUCGUUUUAUUUCUCUUUCUUUCGAUUUACUGCAUUUUAGAGUUUAAUUACAUAAAGUAGAAAGUAUUUUAUUCAAUAUAGUUCUGUAAAUGAAAUGGAGGUUAAGCAAAAGUGUUUUGAGUAAUAGACUCGAGUUUCUCGCAGGACUCCAAAAGUUUUGGUAAAGUUGGCUUCCUUGGGACCGACUGAUGGACGAUGGACUGCAUUUUAACCACUUUCGCUCCAAAAAAAUGCAAAUUUUUUGUUAAAAAAUAUUACUUGAAGACUGGCUAUACGAACAUGCGAAGCCAUAUUGAAAAAAAAAAAAACAAUUAGGCGUUAGAUGUCCGCUAUGGCCUGUCCAAAAAGUCGUGGCAAGUUAGUUGCGUGUGAUGUAUAAUACUGUAUGUAUGUACAAAAUGUAUAAUACCUACUGUACUUUGAGACUUAAAUUAUUAUUAUUUCACGCCUGUUUGUGUGAAUGUCUUUACAUUCUGUGAUUUCACAUACAGAUGCCUAUAGUAAAGUAUCUUUCGACGGGUGAUAAUAAUUGUUUAUUUAUAAAUUUAGUGAAAAUUAUAAGUUUAAAUGAGAGGGUGUUGAUUUUGAUUUGAAUGUGGAAUGUAUUUUUCACAGUUAAUAAAAAUAUAUAAAUGAAA
Molecule: messenger RNA, 10250 nt
Organism: Bicyclus anynana (squinting bush brown)
Lineage: Eukaryota; Metazoa; Arthropoda; Insecta; Lepidoptera; Nymphalidae
Gene: ZnT63C
Exons: 10
Coding region: 502-1869 (455 amino acids)
Biological process (GO): intracellular zinc ion homeostasis; zinc ion transmembrane transport; detoxification of zinc ion
Cellular component (GO): membrane
Molecular function (GO): zinc ion transmembrane transporter activity
Source: RefSeq, a predicted model, not a curated record